UCUGACACUGACAUCUGGUUUCAACUGUUUCCAUUUGGCACAUUUGUGUUUUGUGCUACCUAUUUUUCACGCAUUUUGAGAUAUUUUGUCCAUAAUCGUUGUUUGAUUUAACGUAAAUAAUUAUAAUAACCAUGGCCUUAUCAAUGUUUCUUCGUGCUCCAGUUUGCACAAACCAGGCCUUCAGCAAACAGAUAAUGCGGCUAGCAACAUUCUCAGCAACAAAUGGAUCCUCAUUGACUGCACCAACACUUCCCAGUGUUGUCCCUCUCAAGAACAUUGUAGGCAAAUCAGAAAUUACACCAAUAACUAAUUCGGUUCGUUCAUUUCGUACAUCAGCAGUGCGCAUGUCCGACGAGAAGCCCCACGACCAUUCCAAGCUGUGGGUGAUAGAGAAGGGUGUCAGUGCUCUGCUGGUGCCUCUCAUCCCACUCGGCCUCCUUGUUCCCAACAAGCUGUUUGACUCUAUUCUUGCCAUUCUCAUCACAGCUCAUAGCUUUUGGGGUUUAGAGGCGAUCGCUGUUGACUACGUGCGCGCCAGUAUAUUCGGCCCAGUUAUACCCAAAAUUGCCAUCGGCCUGGUGUACCUGCUGUCCAUUGCGACCUUGGGCGGCCUCUUCUACGUCAUCAGUCACGACGUCGGCAUCGCCAACACCGUCCGCCAGCUCUGGUCCGUCAAGUCAAACUCACACAAUGCGUGAAAGUCUUAACAACAAACUUAGAUGUUGGCAAUAUUUAAACAACUUUUGGUCCUGUUGGUAAUUGUUAUUGUUUUUGACU
Molecule: messenger RNA, 777 nt
Organism: Papilio machaon (common yellow swallowtail)
Lineage: Eukaryota; Metazoa; Arthropoda; Insecta; Lepidoptera; Papilionidae
Gene: SdhD
Product: succinate dehydrogenase [ubiquinone] cytochrome b small subunit, mitochondrial
Exons: 4
Coding region: 132-698 (188 amino acids)
Biological process (GO): tricarboxylic acid cycle; mitochondrial electron transport, succinate to ubiquinone
Cellular component (GO): membrane; mitochondrial envelope
Molecular function (GO): heme binding; ubiquinone binding
Source: RefSeq, a predicted model, not a curated record